Messenger RNA from Humulus lupulus (European hop), 1038 nucleotides. RefSeq lists its product as uncharacterized. Bases 1 to 1038 code for a protein of 345 amino acids. The transcript has 2 exons. Lineage: Eukaryota; Viridiplantae; Streptophyta; Magnoliopsida; Rosales; Cannabaceae. The record is from RefSeq and is a predicted model, not a curated record.
AUGUGGAAGAGUGCACCUGAGUUUAAAAACAAACUGAUCCAUAGCUGGAGCAUAAGUAAUAAUGGGACACCUAUGUACAAGUUGCUCUCAAAGCUGAAACAAGUUAAAUUGGUUCUCAAAGAGCUCAAUAAAGAGGGGUUUAAUGAUAUACAUGUGGCAAAGUUACAAAAGAGGAAAUCUUUAACAGAUUGUCAAAUGGAACUUCAACAGGACCCUUUAAACAGUGAGUUGAUUCAGAAGGAGAAAAAUGCAAGAGAUCAGUUUGUAAUUACCCACAAAGCAUAUUGCUCUUUCCUCCACCAAAAGGCGCGAUUGACUUGGCUGAAAGAUGGUGAUGAAAAUUCAGCUUUUUUCCAUGCAAGUAUUCGAGCACGGAAUGCGCAAAAAAAAAUUUAUUCAAUCACAGAUGAGAAUGGCAUAUGGCAUGAUCAGCCAGAUAAGGUAACGAAUGCUUUUUUGAAGUUUUACACUAAUCUGUUGGGCUCUAAAAUGGCAGACCGAAAACAUGUAAUUAAAGGAGUAGUUGAAGAAGGGGUUCUAGUCUCUACAGAGCAAGCUGAUAUGUUAAUGGCUGAAUACACAGUUGAUGAGGACAAUUGGGAAAUUGUUGGUAAAGAGGUGAGUGAUGCCAUUCUAUCUUUCUUGCAUUCGGGUAAGAUUUUGAAAGAGCUUAAUUCUACAAUACUUACUCUUAUCCCUAAGAGUAAAUGUCCGAGUGGUGUGAGUGAUUACAGACCAAUUGCUUGCUGUAACGUGAUUUAUAAGGCAGCAACUAAAAUGAUCUGUUCGAGGCUGAGAUUAAUUCUACCUGAUUUGAUUGCUCAAAAUCAAGGAGGCUUUGUUCAGGGACGAUUCAUAGCUCAUAACAUUAUGGUGUGUCAAAAUCUAGUCAGACAUUAUGGAAGGAAGAAUGCAAAGCCUAAUUGUAUGCUCAAACUUGAUCUUCGGAAAGCUUAUGACACAUUGGAGUGGGGUUUUUUGGAGGAAAUGCUGGAAGCCUAUAGAUUUCCGAGGAAAUUUAUACAUCUAGUAAUGUAA